AUGGCCCUCAGAGCUUCUAAAGUAGCUACCCUAAAGGCAGAUCCAGAAGAACUAUUUACAAAACUGGAGAAAAUUGGUAAGGGCUCUUUUGGUGAAGUUUUUAAAGGAAUCGACAAUCGGACUCAGAAAGUGGUUGCUAUAAAAAUUAUUGAUCUGGAAGAAGCAGAAGAUGAAAUAGAAGACAUUCAACAGGAAAUCACAGUGCUGAGUCAGUGUGACAGUCCACAUGUAACAAAAUAUUAUGGAUCCUAUUUAAAGGAUACAAAGCUAUGGAUAAUAAUGGAAUAUCUCGGUGGAGGCUCUGCCCUUGAUCUUUUAGAACCUGGCUUGCUUGAUGAAAUCCAGAUUGCCACAAUACUGAGGGAGAUACUCAAAGGACUUGAUUACUUGCAUUCAGAAAAGAAAAUCCACAGAGAUAUUAAAGCUGCUAAUGUAUUGCUGUCUGAGCAAGGAGAAGUAAAACUAGCAGAUUUUGGAGUAGCAGGACAGCUAACAGAUACGCAAAUAAAGAGAAAUACCUUUGUAGGAACACCGUUUUGGAUGGCACCUGAAGUAAUAAAGCGAUCAGCAUACGAUUCAAAGGCAGAUAUCUGGUCGCUAGGCAUAACGGCCAUAGAACUUGCCAAAGGAGAGCCACCUCAUUCGGAAUUACAUCCGAUGAAGGCUUUGUUCCUCAUCCCUAAGAACAAUCCGCCAACGCUGGAAGGGAACUUCAGUAAAUCUCUCAAAGAAUUUGUGGAGGCCUGCUUGAACAAGGACCCAAGCUUUAGACCGACUGCAAAAGAGCUCUUAAAACACAAAUUCAUUUUACGAAACGCCAAGAAAACCUCCUACUUGACGGAGCUUAUCGACAGGCACAAGAGGUGGAAGUCUGAGCAAAGUCACGAUGACUCCAGCUCCGACGACUCGGAUCCUGAGCCAGAUGGCCAGGCUUCAGGAGGGAGUGAUUCCGGAGACUGGAUCUUUACAAUCAGAGAAAAGGAUCCCAAGCAUCUAGAGAAUGGAGCAGCCCAGGCUUUGAAACUGCAAAGAAAUAAGGAAAAGGAUAUCCUAAAGAGGCCUCUGUCUCAGUGCCUUUCUACAGUUAUAUCCCCUUUGUUUGCAGAGUUGAAAGAGAAAAGUGAGGUGUGUGGUGGCAACUUAGAUUCCAUAGAAGAAUUGCGAAAGGCUAUUUAUUUAGCUGAAGAGGCUUGUCCAGGCAUUACAGAUAACAUGGUGUCACACCUGGUGCAGAGGCUUCAGAGGUGA
Molecule: messenger RNA, 1248 nt
Organism: Tinamus guttatus (white-throated tinamou)
Lineage: Eukaryota; Metazoa; Chordata; Aves; Tinamiformes; Tinamidae
Source: RefSeq, a predicted model, not a curated record